Penicillium waksmanii is the source of this 618-nucleotide messenger RNA. RefSeq lists its product as uncharacterized. The transcript has a single exon. The record is from RefSeq and is a predicted model, not a curated record. The coding region runs from base 1 to 618 and encodes 205 amino acids. NCBI's taxonomy places the organism in Eukaryota, Fungi, Ascomycota, Eurotiomycetes, Eurotiales, Aspergillaceae.
AUGUCGACUCGCCAAUUCGUCAUCGCGGAAUCAUGGGGCCCUCAUUACACUGCAGUGAGCCUUGAUGCCGAGGGCUCCAAGCAUCGAUUGUUCAUCGAAAACUCCCCGCAUGCCCCUAAAAAGCCGGAUCUGACACUUCAUCGCACCGAUUUCGAUGGGCCUGUUCUCGGCACGACUCAAUUCCGGCGCUUUUCAUCGAACUGCAAUGUGAGACUGGAGAACGAUGACAAUGAGAUCAACCUCGUGAAGAAGGGGUUGGUGUCAUCGUUCUAUACCUUCGACGUCCAUAUCCACGGUGAAAAAAGGAGUUUGGCUUGGAAAAAGACACGGUCGCUAGGAAACCACCGCACACCUCAUGGAAAUAUCAAACUUCUCGACGAGGAGAGCCAAGAAGUCAUGGCCGUCUUUUCCCGCGAUGGCUUCGCCUUCGUCCCUGGCCUCUUAGAUAUAUACGGUUCUUAUGGCGAAUAUUUUGAGCAAGUGUCUCUGCUGACAGGACUGGCCGUCCGAGAACAACAACGACGCCAAACUACCCGAUCGGUGCGUGCCGGUCAAGAUAAUGUUUACACGAUGGGUGUUGUGGGGGUGGGGGGCGGAGGAGGUGGAGGAGGUUGUUAG